UAUAUUCUUGAAUUGUCAAUUCCCUGGAUCCCUAUAUGUUUUAAUACGAUCCCGGCUUAUCUGAAUUUCCGGGAUCCCUAUAUUUUUUAAUACGAUCCCGAAAAUCGUGAAAAAAAUACAUUAUUUUUAAAGAUUUUUAUAACUACUACAAAUCAAACUUAUUCAGAAAUCUCUACAAAACAUUCAAAUGAUGAUGAUAACAAUAAAUAGUAAUAAUAAUAAUAAUAAUAAUUCACCGAGAGUAGGUGGUUAAUUCCCGGGAUUACUAUAUGUUUAAUACGAUCCCGGGUCCCGGCUUUUCUAUAGGCGAUCCCGGGAUUUCCCCCCACCCCGUAUUGGGCCAGGGCAAAAAUGUCCUAUAGACCAGUUGAGGCCAAAAUGACCUGAAACCUGUGACUGAAACUGGUACAACAAUUUAACACUUUUGACAAGAUUUUCCUGUGGCAUAAUUUAACAUUUAAAUAAUUUUUUUAGUUAAUUCAAAAUUUGUCAUGAACCAAGGUAACAAACUGUGGAAUUAAUAACACUAAAUCUAAAUGCGAUUAAGAAUUUAUCAAUCCUAAAUGCGUCUGCGUGAUCGGAUACCAAUGAUCAACGGAGGUAAAAACGAAGCAUUUAUGUGAAAAAUACUAAUUUUGUACCUCAACUACUCACAUGACAGUGUGCUUCACUUUUUUAUCGGGCAAUAUCCGGUUUAAUUCCAGUAGAGGAUUAUAAUUAAAGCUCAUCUUUUAUCUAAAUGAAAAUUGACAGCUCACUUGUUGUGAUAGAUCAGUGUCAUUCAGGCGCUCCGAAAUUCUCGGCCGUCAAAUUUCGGUCGAGGUGUUCCGAUUAUUCCCGCGCUGGAAGUUGAAGAUGAAUAUCCUCAGCAAAUCUUAUCCGAGGGUACAAAUGCUGAAGGAUUGGCUGCACGAUAACAUUGAUGAUGACCUUUUGAAAUAUAAUACUAUGGACACCGAUUCUCACCAAAGUUUCAAGCAGUUGCUAUGUUCUGUAUAUGUGUGUGACAAUACAGAGAAAUAUCCGAUGUCUGCCUCGCCAACAUCUUGUUAUGAGCAGAGAGAACUGGUUUUAACAGCUAUUGAGAGAGCUUUGAGCAAGAGUGGACCUUGUAAGAAUCUCCUCUCAUAUGGAUUUUGUUUGAUGUCUCCAGACCCAUUUUCACAUAGAUGUGGUGUCAAUGUUGAGAACAGAUAUCCUAACUCCUGCGUUAAUAAGCUCUUCUACCCUGCAUGGGAAAUUUUACUGUCAAAAAUAGGUGAUACAGUCAUGACAUACUUGUUGGAACAUACAUCACUCUACUUAUAUAUAGAUACAGAUUGUUUUGUGCAAUUAACAGGAUUACCUUUAUUUGACCUUCUUAAACAAGACAAGAAUGAGAAGAAGAAAAUUUGUGAUAAAGUUUUUAAAGAAGUUGAUAUACCUCGUACAAGAAAAACUAAAGUUGACGGAAAUUUAAGAAGUAAUAAAACUGAUUCACCUACUGUCAUAGAGACGGAACAAAAUGGAACCCAGUUUGACUUUCACACUGAUCAUACAAGUUUUGAUAAGAUAACAGAGGUCACCAAUAAGGCUGAAGGUAUUUUAAACAGAACUCAAAUUGAAUGUUUAAGAAAUAUACCAGAAAACAAAACAAAUGAUAUAGUUUUAGAUAAAACUGAGGGAGGUGCAAAUAAAAAUCUGUUUACAAAUUGUGCGACAAGUAGUAGAUCUACCGAAGAUACAUGUAAUAAUAAUCGAAAAAAGAAAAGAAAAUAUGAAGAAAUCAGUGAACAAAGAUUUCUAGAUUUGAAAAGAGAAAGUGAACUUUAUAAAAUGAGGAACAGACAAGCUAUAGAUUGUCAUUCGGCAGGCAGUUUUGAUGAUCUUGCAAAUCAAGACUUAGGUAGUAAAGAUGCCCUUACUGGUAACAUUAUUGAUAAAAUGGCAAAAAACUUGAGAAAAAGAAAAUUUAGUGAAAUAUAUUCUGAAACUGAAAAUAGUGAAGAUAAUAAAAGUAAACAAUCGUGUUUGGGUAAUGGAAAUCAUACACAGAACGAUGAUAUUGCAGGAAAUAUUGCAAAUUGCAUAGUAGAGACCACGGAAGAAUUUAACACUAUAAGAAAGCUACCAAACACGGGUAUUAAUGUUAAGGUUAAAAAAGAUAGAAGUUGCAACGUUUUGUCAAAGAUCAAACACAGAAAAAGACGUACUGAAAAGAAGAAAUUGAAAAGUUCACAAGAGAAAAAUCUUGGCUACUCAUUUUGUCCUUUCGAGUUUCACUUGCCUCUUGCCAGGAACAGUGCUCUAUUUAGCAGAAAUCCCAGGGAAAAGCUCUCAAAAUCUGUAUUAUUAUCAAGACUUGACUCAACUUUUGAAGAUGCCUUUACACUUUGUAUGGAAAUAUUCUGCGACACAAAGGUUCUUACGAAAAAUGAACCUCAAGUUAUCCUUCCAGAUCUUCGAGAAAUGAAAAGUAAAAACUCUGAGAAAUGUAAAGAACCAUCACAUCCUAUUGAAAGCGGUUUGAAAAACAGUUUGUGUAAGAAAGGGAUGCAAGGUGUUAGUAAUGAUGUCCCUUGUGUAUGCUGUGACAAUGAGCUCAAGAUCAGGUUAGAACAUGUUGAGAAUCGUCAAUGUUGUAAUCUAUGUAAAAAUCAAAAGCAUACUAAACAAUCUUUCAAUGAAAAAACUGUUAAAAACUGUCCUUGUGUUACUAAAACUGAACUUUCUCGUAUUUGUGAACUAGAUUAUGAAAACACACAGGAUAAGCGUUUACUUAAUGAAAAAAUAAAAGAGAAAUUCAGUAAUGAUAAAUGUAAGAAAGUUUCACUGCUGGCAAGAAGAAAAUAUGAAGUUUUAAGUAGUAGAGACCCUGAAUGUUCUAUGGUUAGUGAAUGGAAGACUUUACAACAAAACGAAGGCUCUUGCUCCAACUUUGACCUUUCUAAUGAGAGCGGUAUAGUGGAAUCUGAUAUAACUUCACAGUACAAUAGUUCCAUGGCAAGAAGCAUGAGAAAGUUUGCCUUACCUAAAGCAGGCAAUUGUGAACGAUGUAGUAUAGAAAGAAUGGCAACAGAAGAACAGAUUCAGAGAAGUAAUAUAGAUGGUGAAACACUAUACAGGACGACUAAUGACACAUGCAUUAACAGUUCUCUCAAUAUACAUAGCUGUGUGCUACAUUGUGGACAAGAUUCAUGUACAGUUCUACAAGAAAAGAAUGCCCAAGACCAUGAUCCAUGUAGCAGGGAAGCUGAAUUAAAGCCUGGGAGCAAUGAUAUGGUAUCACAUAACACUCGGGCUAUUGACAUUUCCAUUGUUUCUGCUGUUGUACCUUCCUUAAAACAGUUUAUUGAAAAUCACAGGAACUGUCCUUACCGAGCUUUGUUAAAUCAUCAUUGUCCAGCUGAAGUAUACAAAACAAACCAUUCAGGUCCUAGGAUCAGGAGAGGUUUCCUUAGAAGUUCUCGGAGAAAUACAGCAUCAAAUUUGUUGAGAAGUCAUCAUCAUCCUAGAAAGGUAUUCCUGUUUCUCAGAGCCUGUAUAAUGAAGGUGCUACCAGUUAAACUGAUAGGAACAAAACAUAAUCUGAAUGUUAUACUGAAAAAUAUAUCAAAGAUGAUAUCAUUAGGGAAGAAUGACAGAUUGACACUUGGCCAGCUUAUGAAUGGAAUGAAGACAACAGAAGUUGACUGGUUGAGACCAACUACUUCAAACAGUUUAAGACUACACCUGUUGGCUAGACUGGUACUUUGGUUGUUUACCUACAGUCUUACUCUAUUGAAGACCUACUUCUACAUUACUGAUACUGCAUUUCUCAGAUAUAAGAUGGUAUAUUAUAGACAAGUUACCUGGAAUAAACUACAUAUAUAUGGAUUCAAAGAUCUUAUCCACAGGAAGAUUUUGAAGACUGUUUCACAGGUAUGGCCAUACCAAAGCCUUGGUGUAUCUGUACUCCGAUUUUUACCAAAACAACAAUCCUUGCGACCAAUCAUCAAUAUGGGUAGCUCUGUUACUGUUGAAUCACAUCAGACACUCUCUGUGAACAAGCAAAUCUCCGACAUGCACUGUGUGCUGACAUAUAUCAAGAAUAAAAACCCGUCACGGACUGGAUAUGGUAUAAUGGGUACUGACGACAUUUACAAGUCAUGGGUUGAUUUCGUAGGCAAGUGGAACAGCAGUGGGUCCCCAAAACUUUAUUUUGUGAAAGCAGAUAUAUGUAAAUGUUACGAUACUAUCUGCCAGAGUAAACUUUAUGCUAUAAUGGAACAUAUUUUGACAAAGGAGAUGUGUGAUGAAGAAUAUAUAAUCAGGAAGUACUUUAUUGUCGGAGUAAAGGAAGGGAAGUUGGUAAGGAAGUUUCAGCGUGAGGUUAUGCCAUUGUCAAAGUUUAACCCAGACUUCUCAUCAUUUUGUGCGGAGAAAGCAAAACAAGAUAAGCUGAGCAAUGUUGUCUUUGUAGACAAGGUAGUUUACCAGCAUGAGACUUGUGAAACGCUCCUAAAGGCACUGAAGAUGCACCUUUUUAACAACUUAGUUAAGGUAGGAAACCACUACUGCUUACAGACAUCUGGAAUAAGUCAAGGAUCAGUGAUCUCUACUUUAUUAUGUAGCUUUUACUACGCUCACAUGGAGAGAAACCUGUUUAAGAUAACUGAUGGGGACUUCUUGUUAAGACUGGUUGAUGACUACCUGUAUAUUACACCAACUCAACAUAAAGCUGUCAACUUUCUUAAUACUAUGAUCUCAGGUAUUCCUGAAUAUUCUUGCUAUACAAACAAGGAGAAAAUUUUGACCAAUUUCAGAUGGGAUGGUGACGGUGAUAUGUUUCCUGUGGUUUUGACAGAGUGGUUCCCUUGGUGUGGAAUGUAUUUUAACACAAGAACGAUAGAGACUAGCUUAGACUUCACCAAAUACUCUGGUUGCAGUAUGAAAGACACGGUAUCUGUUGAACAGUCAAACAAUCCUGGGAAAUCAUUGAAGGAAAAGAUUCUAUUCUCUAUAAGACAGACCUGCCAUAGGUUGUUUAUAGAUACAAGUAUCAACUCCAAGAAACAGAUGUUGAGGAACGUAUAUCAAAUAUUUCUCUUAGCAGUUUUCAAGCUUCAUAUACACAUAAGAAACCUUCCCUGUCACCAGGCAGACAGGAAUUCAAGGUUUUUCUUUGGAAUUUUAAUGGAGAUGAUAAAUGUAGUAAGAAAACUGGUGAGAAAGUAUCAGCAACAAGAUAAAAGACCUGUGUGCAGUUCAUUAGUUACAUGGUUGUGUCUUAAGGCGUGUACUGUUAAAUUAAGUAGACAUCAUGCUCAGUAUAGAAAUCUGCUGAAACAUUUACGUCACCAAUUGUAUCACAAACAAAAGACUCUGACCCCUUCAGAGUUAAAUGAAGUGAAUGAAGUUGUGGGGACUGGAAUGCCUGAAGAAUUUCACAAUAUUAUUUCAUAAUGAAAGCACACAUGUAUUUUAAUGAAAAUUUAUUUAUUUUGUCAAUUAGUAAUUGAUAAAGAUAUACACAUUUUA
This is a messenger RNA of Ruditapes philippinarum (Manila clam), 5499 nucleotides long. RefSeq names its product telomerase reverse transcriptase-like. Gene Ontology annotation, cellular component: telomerase catalytic core complex. Gene Ontology annotation, biological process: telomere maintenance via telomerase. The record is from RefSeq and is a predicted model, not a curated record. NCBI's taxonomy places the organism in Eukaryota, Metazoa, Mollusca, Bivalvia, Venerida, Veneridae. Gene Ontology annotation, molecular function: telomeric repeat DNA binding; telomerase RNA binding. The transcript has 28 exons. Bases 856 to 5424 code for a protein of 1522 amino acids.